AUGCGCGUUAUGGAGCGCACGUUCCGAGAGCAGCUCUUCUUCCUGGUGUUGUGUCUGUCUGUCCUCAAGGGAGACUCCAGAUAUAUUGAGAACAACGAGAUCUCAAAAGAUGAAUUAUAUUCAUUUUUCAACUCGGAACUCAGGAGAGAAACACCCGAGCAGUUGAUGUAUCGUCGACCUUUACUUUGCCUGGACAUGGUCGCAGUGGAGGGUCAGUUCACCUUCACAGCGGAGCAUCCUCAGCUCAGCUGUGCGGCUUUCCUCAUGGCAGAGCCCACUGAAGUGAUCAGUGUGGAUUAUGACAAGGUGGACAUCGACUGCAGGGGAGGGGACUUCAUCACGGUGUUUGACGGCUGGGUGAUGAAAGGAGAGAAGUUCCCCAGCUCCCAGGAUCACCCACUGCCUCUGUACGAGCGCUAUGUGGAUUACUGCGACUCGGGAUCACCGAGGAGAGGCGUGCGCUCCUCUCAGAACGUGGCCAUGGUCUUCUUCCGCAUUCACAGCGCUGGCAGCAGCUUCACUCUGACAGUCAGGAAACACAUCAACCCCUUCCCCUGUAAUGUCAUGUCCCAGUCACCAGAGGGCAGUUACACAAUGGUGAUCCCGCAGCAGCACAGAAACUGCAGCUUCUCCAUCAUAUAUCCAGUGGAGAUCGACAUCUCAGAGUUCAGCCUGGGACACUACAGCAACUUCCCCAAGAGGUCCAUGCCGGGAUGUGCAGAAUCUGGAGAUUUUGUGCAGUUGCUGGGAGGAAAUGCCAUUGACACGUCGAAGCUGCUGCCCGUCACAGACCUCUGCAUUUCCUUCACUGGUCCCACUCACAUGAAGAUUGGUUGUGAUAACACAGUGGUGAGGAUGGUGUCCAGCGGGAGGUUUGUCAACCGAGUGUCUUUCAGCUACCGGCUACUGGACAGCCAGGAACUUCAGACGAUCAAACUCAACAAUGUGGAAGAUUUCUGCUUCAACAACUGAUCCCAACAGGACAAUAAAAGUGACAAAUGUA
This is a messenger RNA of Xiphias gladius (swordfish), 1003 nucleotides long. It is a transcript of the gene crhbp, whose product is annotated as corticotropin releasing hormone binding protein. Gene Ontology annotation, molecular function: corticotropin-releasing hormone binding. Gene Ontology annotation, biological process: negative regulation of corticotropin secretion; hormone-mediated signaling pathway; negative regulation of corticotropin-releasing hormone receptor activity. The record is from RefSeq and is a predicted model, not a curated record. The transcript is spliced from 7 exons. Bases 1 to 972 code for a protein of 323 amino acids. Lineage: Eukaryota; Metazoa; Chordata; Actinopteri; Istiophoriformes; Xiphiidae.